AUGCUCGAGAUCCCUGACGUUCCUCUGUCUCUUGCCGGGCCGGCGGUGGUCACUACUCUCGCUUAUUUGAAUGCGAAGUACUCGCUCUUCUAUGAUCGCAUAUUGAUUAAGGUUCUUCUCAAGAUUGCCUUCAAUCUCCGGUCGGGCGAGCGUCGCGAUAAAGUCAACUUAUUCUACAAGCUCGAAGACCAGGCCUUGAACCCUAAAACAAAGGACCGGCCGUUUCUUGUCUACAACGGCCGCACCUGGACUUUCCGAGAGACUUACACUACGGCAUUGCAGUAUGGUGCCUGGCUCAAGAAUGUACAUGGCGUCAAGGCCAGGGAGGUUGUGGCCAUGGACUUCAUGAACUCGUCAACCUUCAUCUUCAUCUGGCUUGGUCUGUGGAGCAUCGGCGCCAUCCCCGCUUUUAUCAAUUACAACCUAUCGGGGAAGCCUUUGACGCAUUCCAUCUUGACCUCAUCCGCAAGGUUGCUGCUGGUGGACGAGGAGCUGCGCGCCCAGAUCCCUCCUGAACAGCUUGAGAACCUCGCCUCUCCAGAGUUUCGAGAAGGCAAAGGAUCUGUGGAUGUGAUUUUCUUCACACCUGAAGUGGAAUCGCAGAUCCUGCACAUGGAGCCUACUCGAGAGGACGACGAAGUCCGUGAUGGCAUCAGGAUGCGGGAUACAGCUCUGCUUAUCUAUACAAGUGGGACUACUGGUCUUCCCAAGCCUGCUAUUAUCGGCUGGAGAAAAGCUUGGAGUUCAGGUAUCAUGAUCACGAACUGGAUCGGUCUUCAGAGCACGGACCGAUAUUAUACAUCCAUGCCAUUAUACCACUCAUCGGCCUCUCUGCUGGCUGUCAUGCCGUGUCUUUGGGCUGGCUCCACGGCCCUUAUUGGCCGCAAAUUCUCUGCGCGCAACUUCUGGCAAGAGGUACGGGAAAGCGAUGCGACAAUCAUCCAAUACGUGGGUGAAACCCUGCGAUACCUCCUUGCUGUGCCUCCCUCUCUCGACCCGGUCACUGGGGAGGAUUUGGAUAAGAAGCAUAACCUUCGCCUGGCAGUUGGCAACGGCCUCCGUCCGGACAUCUGGAAUCGUGUGAAGCAGCGCUUCAAUAUCCCUACCAUCGCCGAGUUCUACGCAUCUACUGAGGGUACAUCGGGGUCAUGGAAUCUUUCUUCGAAUGAUUUCACCGCCGGGGCUAUUGGUCGGAAUGGAGGGUUCACUGGAUGGAUUCUCCGGCGCAGCGUAGUGGUUGUCAAGAUUGAUGAAGUCUCGCAGCAGCUCUGGCGCGACCCGAAGACUGGCUUCUGCAAAGCGAUGCCUCGAGGUGAGCCUGGAGAAUUGCUGUGGGCGGUGGACCCCACGGACCCCAAGGAGACCUUCACCGGAUAUUUCAACAACUCCAAGGCCUCGGAUAGCAAGCUCGUUCGGGAUGUUCUGCGCAAGGGCGACGCCUAUUUCCGGACUGGCGACCUAGUCCGCUGGGACAAAGAGGGCCGGUGGUACUUUAACGACCGUUUGGGCGAUACAUACCGCUGGAAGAGCGAGAACGUGUCGACUGCCGAGGUGUCCGAAGUGCUAGGUGGCCAUGCUGACGUGCACGAAGCGAAUGUUUACGGGGUGGCGCUUCCCCACCACGAUGGCCGGGCUGGUUGUGCGACGAUUCUUCUCCAACAGCAGACCCGUGCUGAGGAUCCUACCGCUCUGAUUCCUCCUUCCCAGGACACACUGAGCAGCUUGUCGGCGCAUGUUUUGAAGAACUUGCCGCGUUAUGCCGCCCCGCAGUUUCUGCGCAUCACGCGGGCUAUGCAGACGACAGGGAACAACAAGCAACAAAAGCGUGUUUUGCAGUCGCAAGGGGUGGAUCCGUCACUGGUUGCUGCAGACGACAGAUUGUACUGGCUGCAGGGCGGCCAGUACGUUCCAUUUGAGCGCAAUGAUUGGAGUCGAUUGCAGGCUGGGAAGGUAAAGCUGUGAGGGCGGAUGGCAGGAUAUGUGUUGGGCACAUUCCGGGGAUUCUCCAGAGUACAGUACAUAUCAAGGUAUACCAUGUCUAUAGUGUCUGCAAUUUUCAUAAAGUGUUCAAACAGUGGG
Messenger RNA from Aspergillus aculeatus ATCC 16872, 2079 nucleotides. RefSeq names its product putative long-chain fatty acid transporter. The coding region runs from base 1 to 1962 and encodes 653 amino acids. The transcript has 3 exons. NCBI's taxonomy places the organism in Eukaryota, Fungi, Ascomycota, Eurotiomycetes, Eurotiales, Aspergillaceae. Gene Ontology annotation, molecular function: long-chain fatty acid-CoA ligase activity; long-chain fatty acid transmembrane transporter activity. The record is from RefSeq and is a predicted model, not a curated record.